This is a messenger RNA of Hibiscus syriacus, 816 nucleotides long. Its product is annotated as Golgi apparatus membrane protein-like protein ECHIDNA. Gene Ontology annotation, cellular component: Golgi membrane. Gene Ontology annotation, biological process: protein secretion; vesicle-mediated transport. The transcript has 6 exons. Lineage: Eukaryota; Viridiplantae; Streptophyta; Magnoliopsida; Malvales; Malvaceae. The coding region runs from base 75 to 626 and encodes 183 amino acids. The record is from RefSeq and is a predicted model, not a curated record.
AUAAAAGUAUGCGAAAAACCCUGUAAAUUUUCCAAAAGAUUCAUAACCCCAUCAAAUUCUAGCUUAUCCCUAUAAUGGACUUCGCUCAGCCUGCAGUUGAAAAUUAUGCCAACCCCAGGACGUGUUUCUUUCAUGUUCUCUUCAAGGCUGCGGCAUUGGCCUUUUACAUCCUUUCUGCUCUCUUUCUCAACAGCUUUGUGAUCAUUUUUGUGGUGACUGUUCUUCUUUCUGCUCUUGACUUUUGGGUGGUUAAGAAUGUUAGUGGACGUAUAUUGGUCGGUUUGAGGUGGUGGAAUGAAAUUAAUGAUCUCGGGGAGAGCGUAUGGAGAUUUGAAUGUCUUGACCAAGAGUCAUUGGCCCGGAUGAACAAGAAAGAUUCAUGGCUAUUUUGGUGGACCCUUUACCUUUCGGCUGUUGCCUGGAUUGUGCUUGGAAUAUUCUCCCUCAUAAGGUUUCAAGCUGAUUAUCUCCUCGUUGUUGGAGUUUGUUUGACUCUCAACAUUGCCAAUAUCGUGGGCUUCACCAAAUGCCGCAAAGAUGCCAAGAAGCAGAUUCAACAGUUCGCCACCCAGACCAUUGCUUCGAGAUUUUCUUCCACCAUACAAUCGGCAUUUAGUGUUGUCUGAAACAGUCGAUAGUAAUAUACGAGAACGAAAUGGAAGAAAAUGUAGUGAAGUUAACAAGUGUGGCAUGUAGAAAACUGAGUAUUGAAUUUGCCAUUUUUGAUUGGUUUCAUUUUUCAAAUGGUACAUCUAAUGCUUUGUAUAAUGAAUCACAUUGAAAGUUUGUAAUGACAAUGUUCCUUCACUUGCAAGA